Messenger RNA from Chondrus crispus (carragheen), 3914 nucleotides. RefSeq lists its product as hypothetical. The record is from RefSeq and is a predicted model, not a curated record. Gene Ontology annotation, molecular function: protein binding; nucleic acid binding. The transcript has 2 exons. Gene Ontology annotation, cellular component: P-body; PAN complex. Lineage: Eukaryota; Rhodophyta; Florideophyceae; Gigartinales; Gigartinaceae. Bases 1 to 3768 code for a protein of 1255 amino acids. Gene Ontology annotation, biological process: nuclear-transcribed mRNA poly(A) tail shortening.
AUGAACAAUAACUUCCAUGGUCAUAGUUACCCACAUGGCGGCGAAAUGAAUCCCAACACAUAUAAUCAUAAUCAGGACUACCAGUAUGUUCCCAAUGCUGAUCCACAUCAAGAAGUCUCAGGGUGGUAUGAAGUUAGUUGCGUUGAAGCUGGUGCCGGCGUACCGGGCAGAAACGAUGCGAUUCGAGCCCUUGCUUUCGAUCCAGUCAAGGAACUUAUAUGGGCAGGAACCGCGGGUGGCAUGUUGCACUCUCAUUUUGCAUCGGAUAUGACUCGGGUAGUCUCAUCCUACGUGGCUGAACCUUCCGCUGACCCUUCAAUCACCGAUGACGUCCGCGAUAUCGUUGUUUCAUCUCAUUCUGUGCUUGCGGCAAUGGGAUACGGGUUGGCAGUACUGACGAGAGGAGGGGCAUUCUUGGCCGCCAUGCGCGCCGAUACAAUCAAGAACGCAAGAGGACUUGCUUUGAACCCUCACAGUGAAUCCCAUGUAUGCAUUGGUGGAGAAUCUCGAAUGCUUGCGAUUAUUGACCUCCAGCAAGAACGAAUAUUGCGUCAGGCCACAUUGCGAGGUGCUACCGGUGUCACAAAAGCGCUGUGGGGUGCCUCAGACGCAACAUCAAGUCUUGCGAUCUUCGCAACAUCAACUGGCCGAAUCUCGUUUUGUGAUCCUGCGACUAUGCGUGAGAUUAACGCGGUAGCGGCUUUUGCAGGGGCCACGACUAGUAUCGCGUUGAGCGGGUAUUUCUUGGCCGCCACUGGUAUUGGAACUCGAGGUGGCGUGUCCUAUUUCGAGCAGCACGUCAAGAUUUUCGAUAUACGACGACUGGACACACCUAUGCCCUCAGUUGCGUACCAAGCUCCCCCAAUGUAUGUUACUUUCGAUGCGUACAGCUCGCAUUUGCACAACACCAACGGGGCGAUGUGGAUUCUUUCUCCUGAAGGUCUUUUGCAGUGUAUGGACAUAUCGUCAAUAGCUAACGGGACUCCAGCGUACCCUAUAACUGAGCCUAUUCAGCUUGAUGCUGGUUCAGACGUAUUUACGUGCAUGGCAGUCUCACCCAGUGGUCUUCUCACAAUAGGGGACACUGGUGGCUUCAUUCAUGAAUGGACAUCGACAGAUACCGUCAAGGUUAACGAUAGCUCGGAACCGUUAUGGCUGUCCCCAAUUACCACUGAACCUCCAAGUCCAAGCCUUCGGCUUGAUGCAAUACUAACCUCUGACAUUGGUACAACGAUACCAAAGUGUGCGCUGCCUGAGUAUGGACAUUCUUACUUGACUGACGAGUUGUUUGGAACUCAGAAACGAUCCGACAGCCCUACUCAACCGUCUCACCACCGAAUCAAACCCGGGCUGCCUGAGAGCUUGUAUGAAAGGCAUCCAUAUGCUCGCUUCCCCCUCCGUGUCAGAGAUGACAUAUCGGCCAGUGCAAAACGACACACUUCUGUAGGCUACGCGCAGGCACCUCAUUCAUUCGUAAGAAACUCUGAGGAAGGGCAUAAAGCAAGUCCUGUUGUGAAAGGUAUGUAUGGGAAACACCGAAACAAGAAGUACGGAAAGCCCAUGUCAUCGGGGACUCCAUCGUCGUCUAAGGGUGUCGAAGUAGUCAGGAAGUUAGACCUAUCAAAGCCUUAUUUUCGAUCCUAUUACGUUGAGAUGGAUCUCGUCGCUUGGGAGAGCUUUGAAGGGUUUGAUUUUUUGAAGUACAACAAAAGCGCUCUGUUCUGCGGAUUGGAAAAUGCGUUGCCAAACGUCUACGUCAAUGCCGCUGUGCAAGUACUGUACUUCACGCCGCCUUUACGGAGAGCAAUUGGAAGUCAUACAUGCGAAAGGCAGUGGUGCAUCUCGUGUGAGUUAGGGUUCUUGUUCCAUAUGUUUGAUCUUGGCGGUGCCGGAAUGGCAUGUGAAGCAGGAAACUUCACAAGGGCAUUCAUGACCAUGGCCAAUGCUGGUGCUCUUGGCUUACUGGAUGGUCCCCAUGCACUUCCUCUGUCGCAAAGAAUUGAAAACUUUUCGAGAUAUUUGUUGGAGCAGCUCCACCAAGAUGAUCAUUCUCAUGAGGGCAGUAUGGUCUCGAAUUUGUUCGGGACGGAGACAGUGUCGCAUGGGACCUUUACACCAAGCAAGACGAACUGGGAGAGGAGGUCACGACCUUUUCAGCAUACGUUGACUUACGAAAAUGAUGAAAGCAAACAACAUGCAUCAUUUUGUGAGCUACUGGAGCGAAGCUUUUCACAGGAUCUUGAUCCAACCAGAGCAUUCUGUGAGGCUACUGGGCAAUUCGAGACGAUGACGCAACGACGAGAUAUCCGGUCGCUACCCAACUUACUGUUAAUUGGAUGCAACUCAAAAGCACCUCAAUAUGAGCGUUGGUGGGAUUUGUCAGACAAAGCGGACGAUGUGUACAUUCGAAGCCGGCCAACUGCCUCUCAACAACUGGGCAUAGAAGCUCUCGAAAAGGCGUCAAAGGCCGCAAUGGAACGACCUCACAAGCUAAUACAAGCAAUGCUUGUUGAUGUGACCGACGGUGUGUCCGUUAGUGAACUUGAAGGGGAUGACGAAAGCUGGAGGACAGCAACUGAGGGGGAACCGUGCUUCGGGUACGACAAAAACGAAGUAGAAAUGGGGAGUCUGAAUAAGGGAGAUCAGUCAGCUGAAUAUGAUCUUUCGUUUGUUAUUGCACAUGUGCCACAAUUAGAGUUUGAGGCGGGGGGGUCAGACAGGGGAGACACUGGGCGGCGCAACAUCGGGGGACACCUGGUGUCAUACAUUCGAGUCCCGCAAGAAUAUAGGGAUCGGCAGAAAGUCGAGAAGUCGCAGUCGAAAGACAUGAAUCUUGGGGCGGACUGGUGGUGCUUCAACGAUUUUGUGAUAUCGCCAUGCGAUGGAUUCGGUGAGGUAGCAGCGUUUGACAAGCGAUGGAAAAAACCGUGUUUGAUUGGGUUCGUGCGAAGAGACGUAUGGCAGCGGGUGAAAGCGUGCAAGCUGGAGCACAAUGCAAACGUGCGAGAAGUUUUAGGCACGGAGGAUCGAAACGCGGCAGUGGGGUUGCGACCUGGCGAAGAAGUUCCAGGGCGAGGUACGUUGCUCGGGUUGGAUUGCGAAUUUGUAAUUGUGGGGCGGGAUGUCGCAGAGAUCUUCGGGGAUGGAACAAGAAAAGUUGUGGUUCCAUCCCGGAUGGCAUUGGCGCGGGUUUCUGUAAUACGAGGGUAUGGUGAUCUGAAGGGCACUGCACUAAUCGAUGAAUACGUCGCCGUGCGGGAACCUGUUGUUGAUUAUGUGACUCGAUUUUCUGGGAUAGCAGAAGGUGACCUUGACGUUGGAAGGUCACUUUACAAGGUGACCAGCCUGAAGAGCGUAUACAAAAAGUUGCGAUGCCUAUUGGAUGCGGGAUGCAUAUUUGUCGGGCAUGGGCUGAAGUCAGAUUUUCGAAUAAUCAAUUUUGUGGUUCCUCCCGAACAGGUGAUUGACACUGUGACUCUGUUUCGGGUAUCGAAAAAACGAUUGUUGGGGUUGCGAUUCUUGAGCAACACUCUGCUCGGAGGGGACAUCCAGUCAGUGACGCAUGACUCGAUUGAAGACGCUGACGCGGCACUGCAACUAUAUGGUGUCUACAUGAAGUUGAAGGGCCAAGGGGGGGGACCGGACGUGUUCGAGCACAACCUAAAACGUUUGUAUACUUACGGAUAUCUGAAAGGAUGGAAAGUGGACGUGGAAGACCCGUUUGUGAUCGAUUGGAAAGACACGGCGGGUAGGAAGAGCGACGAGUGAUUGGCGAAAAUGUAGGAGCCAUUGUUGGAAUAGAAGCGAGCAAAGCAUGACAAUGGAGCAGGGGUGGGACGGAUGUAUAUUGUUUGUGCUACUGUAUAGGGAAAUGAAAGAAUGCGGUAAAAGCCUGCGUUGCCAUUUUAUUGCUU